AUGCGUGCCGUAUCGCUGCUGAGCCUCAUGGCUGGGUUGGCAAGCUCUAGGGCGCUGAAAUACACUGUCCCCAUGGCGCUCAGUGCCGCAGACUGCACCUUUCCAGCCCUCUACGAAGUCGCCGACUUCACUAUACACACAGGUGUAGACAAUAGCACCGCAAGCACCAUCUCGUUUCGUUUCGCCGACGUGGAUACCGGUAUCGACACGCGCUGCGAACGAAACUCAACCUCAAAGCCUAACAUCCCUGGUUCGAACCGAUGGCCCUGUGACCAUCCAGAUGUCGCGUUUAUCUACCAGACGACCGGGAUCGCCGGCUUAACCAUGAUCGAGGCGGCAUGCCCUGGAAGCGUCCCCCAGUUUGAAGCCUCCGGUCUCGUCAGGCCAGAGCUAGCUUGCACGAAUUCCACCAUGGGAUCGACGUGUGUGGCGAGGCAAUCCCCCAUCGACGGAGAUUUCGACAGCCUGCAACCCGCUCCUCGACCGCCGCCCGCUCGCCCUCCCUACCCGACACGGCUUCCUUCUCCUCACGCCGCCACCUCAAUUGGAGCGGUUUGCGCCUGUGCCCUUCCUCUACUCCUCCCCUUCCUACGUGUCGCUACUGUCUUCGCAUCGGGGCAGCUGCCACGGAAUCGCCAGCAUCCCCUCGGGCCGCACGAAGGUGCCUCGACUCCAGGCCACAUCUCGCCCGACCUAUUCGACUCGCUCGAGCGCUUAUCCCGUCUCGUGGAUAUAACCUACUGUGUUGGCACCACUGGGAUCGCCCCGCCGUUUUCCUGCGCGUCGCGAUGUAAAGACUUCCCGACGCUAGACCUCGUUACAACAUGGAAUACCGGGGUCCUGAUGAGCGACAGCUGCGGAUACAUCGCCGUUGAUCACGGCACGGUGCUAGAACCUAAGCCAAGUGCUACUACACCUACCACUACCACCACUACCACGGACGGGAUCGCCGGCGAGGAGAAUGUCGCGGGCGGCCAAAGCCGUGCGGCAAUUAUCGUCGCAUUUCGCGGCACAUACAGCAUUACCAAUACCGUCGUCGACUUAAGUACUAUCCCUCAGGAAUAUGUGCCGUAUCCUCCUCCAGACGACGGCUCUCCUGGAGAGCCGGAACACAGGUGCUAUAAUUGCACGGCGCACAUGGGCUUCUUGGCGUCGUGGAAAAUAGCGAGAGACGUCGUGCUACCGGCGCUCAAGCCGCUGCGCGAGCAGUAUCCCGACUAUCCGGUUCACCUCGUCGGCCACAGCCUAGGCGGUGCCGUAGCUGCCCUCGCAGCCUUGGAGCUGCGAAUCGGUCUAGGUUGGGGCAACUUGACCGUAACCACUUUCGGGGAGCCGCGGGUUGGCAACGAUGGGUUUGUCAAGUACCUCGAUUCCGUCUUCGAGCUGGGGGGCGUAGAAAAGCGAACCGAAAAACAAACUUAUCGGCGCGUGACGCAUGUAGAUGACCCUAUCCCUCUGCUCCCUCUCUCGGAGUGGGGAUACAGGUCUCACGCCGGCGAGUUCUUCAUUACCAAAUCCACUCUCCCUCCCGAGCCAUCGGACAUCCGGCCGUGUAUAGGGGACACCGACCCGGAAUGUAUUGCGAGUUCGGCAGGCGAAUAUAUUAGAGACCUGAGGCAGCUCAUUGGCGAGAAGGAGGUGGAGGAGAAUAGCGACGAAGAUGUAGAUGUACGGACCCGAGGGGUCUGGGACAUCCCGACUCGGUUCAAAUUGUGGCAGCUAUUCUUCGCCCACCGAGACUACUUCUGGCGGCUGGGCUUAUGUGUGCCGGGCGGUGACCCAAUCGACUGGGGUAGGGGCAGGUAUCCCGAUCUUACGACCCCCUCGAGUGACGAGUUAUGA
Molecule: messenger RNA, 1842 nt
Organism: Durotheca rogersii
Lineage: Eukaryota; Fungi; Ascomycota; Sordariomycetes; Xylariales; Xylariaceae
Product: alpha/beta-hydrolase
Exons: 4
Coding region: 1-1842 (613 amino acids)
Biological process (GO): lipid metabolic process
Source: RefSeq, a predicted model, not a curated record